Molecule: messenger RNA, 8415 nt
Organism: Leopardus geoffroyi (Geoffroy's cat)
Lineage: Eukaryota; Metazoa; Chordata; Mammalia; Carnivora; Felidae
Gene: SLC12A6
Product: solute carrier family 12 member 6
Exons: 26
Coding region: 1872-5327 (1151 amino acids)
Biological process (GO): chemical synaptic transmission; chloride transmembrane transport; potassium ion import across plasma membrane
Cellular component (GO): membrane
Molecular function (GO): potassium:chloride symporter activity
Source: RefSeq, a predicted model, not a curated record
UAGCAUUUCCGCUCACCUUUAUUGAGGUAUAAUUGACCAAAUUGUAUACAUUGUGUACACGAUGGCAUGAACUAUGCAUGUGGUAAAAGACAUUUUAAGGAUGGGGGGGAAAUGUAGCACAAAAUGUGAGGAUACAGUGCUGUAAAAACACAUCUCAAAAAUUUGAGUAAGGGUCAUACGUAGGUGUAUGGUAUGGGAGGUUUGUGAUUUUUUUUAAAGAAAUUGUGAACGGUAUUUUCAGAGACGCUUUUAUUAAAAAGAGAUGGGUUUUCAGGUUCUGAGGGCAAACGGCAUUGUCUGCUCCCCCGAACGCCUCCAGACCUGAGUUUGUGCAACACAGCAAGACUGAGAAGGAAAAGGAUUUGUUUUCUCCCGUGCUCGUUGCUCAGGCCCCAACACGCAACUACAAUGCCCAUCGUCCUCCGGGCCUCCCACGUGUGGCCCCUCAGUCCCGCUGCGACUUCAGCAGCGCAUGCGCGCAGCCCUUAACGUCGCCUCGCAGACUGCAGAGGCUGGGCGGGGCUCCUCGGCACUCGCGGGACGGUACCGCCCUCCGACCGCUCCCCCAGGCUUCUCUUCGGACCGUUAACCUCGAAUGAGGAACGAGCGGAGAGGGAAGGGAGGGGCUGCGGCGGCGCUGGCACAGCCCGCCGGGCCCGGGGCCGGGGGCGGCGAGGUCACGUAACGGCUGCUCUGGCGUCUGCCCGGGGAGGGGGCGCCCUCCCCGGCAGCCGGAGCCCUCCUGCGCGCGGCUCCGAAACAGUUACCGGCUCGUAAACAACAGCUGCGCGCGCACCCGCAUCAGCUGGCGCCGGGAUUCAGCACCUGCGACCUCCUCUUCCCCUCAUCCCCGCUGCCCCCUCCUGUUCAGCCCGGGCCAGCCUACGGGGCCGUCUCCUCUCUUGCUAGGACCCGAAGGAAGAACGGCGAGGGCCUGACCUGCGCCGCGGCCCUGGUCGGGGAGAAGGCGUCCUCCGGCAAAGGGGUGGCCCGUCCUGUCACACGCAGGAGAAACCCAGCGAGCAGACCGUGGGCUCGAUGGACUAGCAACGACCUGCCACGACCCUGAGCUGCAGUCCGAGGGGUCUCGAUCCGCUCGCUAGCCGCCCCCUCCCAGAUCCGAGGGACCGUUCUGCCCGAAGAGCGGGCGGGCCACCCCCGCAGACCUCUUGGAGACGAGAAUCCGCUCUGCCCCUGCAUCCUCUGCUCACCCUUUUCUCCUCAUUCUCCUGUAUCCAGUAGUGUGGGGUAUUUUUCUCGUUAUGCAUGCUCAUCUCUCCCACCAGACCCAAGUGGAUUAUUGGCCUCAAAAACAUCGGGUGACUCUCCACACACCUCCCAGCCAAACCUGUGGGGUAUUCACCUGAUACACAACAGGUGGCCGGGUGUACACCAUUUCGCAAUCUGAUCUGUGCUGUAUUCGCCUGAUAAGGGUGGGCCUGCGCGCACUUUGCUCAACUAGAACCGUGGGACAUUUACCAGAUAGAAAAGACUUAACUACCUCGGCGGAAACCUGGGGGUCGAGGGGAGAAACGCUUCACCAGCUUCUCUUGAGACCAUGGCGCUGGGGCCGCAGUGCUGGACCAGGGGAGAUAGCUAGAUAACUUUUUUUUUUCCCCCUGAAGAAAUGAAGUUACACGAGUUUGGCAUCGUUUUGUCUUUUUUCCUCCUUAAAUAUUUAAUGGUAGUGCACUUUCUGGGAUAGUCUGUUUGAAUUCUGAGAAGGAAUUUUUGUGGUGUAAAUCAAGGUUAUUGAAGGUUUUUUUAAGUUAUCUUUUCUAUUUUACAAUCAAAAGUAGCUAGCGUAGGAGGAAGGAUUUUGCGGGGGUUUCCUUUUUUCUUUGUUCUUAUAAAGGAAAAGAGAAAGAAUAAUGCAUCCUCCAGAAACCACCACCAAGAUGGCUUCAGUUCGGUUCAUGGUGACACCAACAAAGAUCGAUGACAUUCCUGGUUUGUCAGAUACCAGCCCGGACCUCAGCUCCCGGUCCAGUUCCCGAGUAAGAUUUAGCUCACGGGAAAGUGUGCCGGAAACAAGCCGGAGUGAGCCCAUGAGUGAGAUGUCCGGAGCCACCACUUCACUGGCAACUGUUGCACUGGAUCCGGCUAGUGACCGGACUUCUAACCCCCAGGAUGUCACGGAGGACCCGAGUCAGAACUCCAUCACAGGGGAACACAGCCAGCUGUUAGAUGAUGGGCAUAAUAAGAAAGCUCGAAAUGCUUAUCUCAAUAAUUCCAAUUAUGAAGAAGGAGAUGAAUAUUUUGAUAAAAACCUGGCACUCUUUGAGGAAGAAAUGGACACAAGACCAAAGGUAUCUUCUCUCCUCAACCGUAUGGCCAAUUAUACUAAUCUGACACAAGGAGCGAAGGAACAUGAAGAGGCAGAGAACAUCACUGAGGGGAAAAAGAAGCCCACCAAGACCCCUCAAAUGGGUACUUUCAUGGGUGUUUACCUCCCCUGUCUACAAAAUAUUUUUGGAGUGAUCUUGUUUCUACGCCUUACAUGGGUUGUGGGCACGGCUGGCGUUCUUCAGGCCUUCGCAAUCGUCCUUAUCUGCUGCUGCUGUACAAUGUUGACUGCUAUCUCCAUGAGUGCCAUUGCCACUAAUGGAGUGGUGCCAGCUGGAGGCUCAUACUUUAUGAUUUCCCGGGCCCUGGGCCCAGAGUUUGGUGGGGCUGUUGGCCUCUGCUUUUAUCUUGGUACCACAUUUGCAGCAGCCAUGUAUAUCCUUGGUGCCAUUGAAAUUUUUCUGGUAUAUAUUGUCCCCCGAGCUGCCAUCUUUCGUAGCGAUGAUGCACUCAAGGAAUCAGCAGCCAUGCUAAAUAACAUGCGUGUCUAUGGCACCGCGUUCUUGGUUCUCAUGGUAUUGGUGGUAUUCAUCGGUGUGCGCUAUGUGAACAAGUUUGCCUCACUUUUCCUGGCCUGUGUCAUUGUGUCCAUCUUGGCCAUCUAUGCUGGAGCCAUCAAGUCUUCUUUUGCCCCUCCACACUUCCCGGUCUGCAUGCUGGGUAACCGCACCCUUUCAUCAAGACACAUUGAUAUUUGCUCUAAGACCAAGGAAAUUAACAACAUGACAGUACCAUCAAGGUUAUGGGGCUUCUUCUGUAACUCAAGUCAGUUUUUCAAUGCCACCUGUGAUGAAUACUUUGUUCACAAUAAUGUCACUUCAAUCCAGGGCAUUCCUGGAUUGGCUAGUGGUGUCAUUACAGAGAAUCUUUGGAGUAACUACCUACCAAAGGGAGAGAUCAUUGAAAAGCCCUCAGCCAAAUCUUCUGAUGUCUUGGGCAGCUUAAACCAUGAGUAUGUCCUUGUUGACAUCACCACCUCUUUUACCCUUCUGGUGGGGAUCUUCUUUCCUUCUGUCACAGGUAUCAUGGCUGGAUCAAACAGAUCUGGAGAUCUGAAAGAUGCUCAAAAGUCUAUUCCCAUUGGCACUAUCCUCGCCAUCCUGACCACCUCCUUUGUCUAUUUAAGCAAUGUUGUCCUUUUUGGUGCCUGUAUUGAAGGUGUUGUUCUCAGAGACAAGUUUGGGGAUGCUGUGAAAGGUAAUCUGGUGGUGGGUACCUUAUCUUGGCCAUCCCCAUGGGUGAUUGUUAUUGGCUCCUUCUUCUCCACAUGUGGGGCUGGACUUCAGAGUCUCACAGGUGCACCAAGGUUGCUCCAGGCUAUAGCCAAGGAUAACAUCAUACCCUUUCUGAGGGUUUUUGGUCACAGCAAAGCCAAUGGGGAACCUACCUGGGCUUUACUUCUAACUGCCGCCAUUGCAGAGCUGGGAAUCCUUAUCGCCUCCCUGGAUCUUGUGGCCCCAAUUCUUUCUAUGUUUUUCCUCAUGUGUUACCUCUUUGUGAACUUGGCAUGUGCCUUGCAAACAUUACUUCGAACACCCAACUGGAGACCCCGGUUUCGCUACUACCACUGGGCCCUCUCUUUCAUGGGAAUGAGUAUCUGUCUGGCUCUGAUGUUCAUUUCUUCCUGGUAUUACGCUAUUGUAGCUAUGGUGAUAGCUGGUAUGAUCUACAAGUACAUCGAGUACCAAGGAGCGGAGAAAGAAUGGGGUGAUGGAAUCCGUGGGCUGUCCCUCAGUGCAGCCCGAUUUGCUUUGCUUCGGCUGGAGGAAGGACCUCCACACACUAAAAACUGGAGGCCUCAGUUGCUUGUAUUGCUGAAACUAGAUGAAGACUUACACGUCAAGCAUCCUCGCCUCCUCACCUUUGCUUCACAGCUUAAAGCAGGAAAGGGCCUCACUAUUGUGGGCUCUGUUAUCGUGGGGAACUUCCUGGAGAACUACGGGGAAGCUCUAGCUGCUGAGCAGACCAUAAAGCAUCUAAUGGAGGCAGAGAAGGUGAAAGGGUUCUGCCAGCUGGUGGUGGCGGCCAAGCUGAGAGAGGGCAUUUCCCACCUCAUCCAGUCAUGUGGCCUUGGGGGCAUGAAGCACAACACCGUGGUGAUGGGAUGGCCUAAUGGCUGGCGCCAGAGUGAAGAUGCUCGAGCUUGGAAGACUUUUAUUGGCACAGUUCGAGUGACAACUGCUGCCCAUCUGGCCCUGCUGGUGGCUAAAAACAUCUCCUUCUUUCCCAGCAACGUGGAGCAGUUUUCUGAGGGCAACAUUGAUGUAUGGUGGAUUGUGCAUGAUGGGGGGAUGCUCAUGCUCUUACCAUUCCUACUUAAACAGCACAAGGUGUGGCGAAAAUGCAGCAUACGGAUCUUCACAGUAGCCCAGUUAGAAGACAAUAGUAUUCAGAUGAAGAAGGACCUGGCCACCUUCCUCUAUCACCUGCGCAUUGAGGCAGAGGUGGAGGUGGUGGAGAUGCAUGACAGUGACAUUUCAGCUUAUACUUAUGAGCGCACCCUGAUGAUGGAGCAGAGAUCCCAGAUGCUCCGGCACAUGCGACUGUCCAAAACCGAGCGGGACAGAGAGGCACAGUUGGUGAAAGACCGGAACUCAAUGCUGCGAUUGACCAGCAUUGGCUCUGAUGAGGAUGAAGAGACAGAAACCUAUCAGGAGAAGGUGCACAUGACUUGGACAAAAGACAAGUACAUGGCAUCCCGGGGACAAAAGGCCAAGUCGAUGGAAGGAUUCCAGGACCUGCUUAACAUGCGUCCGGACCAGUCCAAUGUGAGGAGGAUGCAUACAGCAGUGAAACUCAAUGAGGUUAUAGUUAACAAGUCCCAUGAAGCAAAGCUUGUUUUGUUGAAUAUGCCAGGGCCACCUCGAAACCCUGAGGGUGAUGAAAACUACAUGGAAUUCCUAGAAGUGCUCACCGAGGGACUAGAGCGAGUCCUCCUUGUCCGAGGUGGUGGCAGUGAAGUGAUCACCAUUUAUUCAUAAUCUACUCCUGAGUGACUCUGCUUGGCCUCACCUUUCCUAAAAGGCUUCCAUCCUUCGUGGAAGUGCCAGCUCUUUACUACUACUCCCAUCAAGUAGGCCUGGGUUCUGUACACAUCACAGUGAACUCUUGACAGGCUGAGCCUCAAGUACUUGUGAAAAAAAAGUACAAAUAGUUCUGCUCUUUGCUGUCAUAUGAUCUGCCAUCCUUACAGAAGAAGCAAAUAUUCCCUCAACAUUGGAACACUGGUCAAGUCCUAAAAGCCAUGUCUGUCCCAGUUGAAGUCAAGUUAGAAUUAACAAGCUAAACCAAUAAAAAUGAAUUGGCAAAAGGGAUGCUAGAAAUUCAACUGAAGACCGAAAGCAAGUACAGGUCCAACAUUAAAGGGAAGUCUCAGAAGUCAUGGUCCAGUGAUGACACCAUGGGGGUAACAGCCAGAGGACACAGCUUCAUCAUACUAAAGAAAUCACAGCCAAGUAUAUGGGGACCUAACAUCCUUGUAGAGAUAACCUGUGGCAAACCAAGAUGAAAACCUUUUUUAGCUAAUUUUCUUUAAUGAAUCCACUGUUCUCCAGGACUCUGAUUUUCUGUUAGGGUACUAAUAUACAAAAACCGACACAUGGCUGCAGCCUUUACUUCUUCCUCCAAAAUAAGAUUCUCCCCAAAUACCAGGUUUAAGUACAUAUACUAUGUUGGUGUGUGUAUAUAUAUGCAUAUAUAUGUAUAUGUGUGUAUACAUAUACAUGUACAUAUAUGUAUAUGUAUACACACACACACAUACAUAUCAGCUGGUUCUCAAAAUCGAUUCUGUGGUUAAGAUUGUAAUACAGGCAUUAUUAUCCUGGAAAUUAUUUUUUAAAGUUGGAGUGGAAAAUUUUCUUUCAGGCUGUGUUCAAAUGGCCAAAUUAAGGUAACUCCAAAUGGUAGCUGUUAAGAUCUACUGAAACACAGUCUGUGGUUACCUAUGCGACAAGAGCAAACAUUGAAGUUGUUAUCUAGGAAACCUAGAUGAUGAUGCAUAGUGCCCAACAGUUUCUCCUCUCUUUUUUUAUGCCCUCUGGGUUGGUAGGCAGGCAUAGGUCAAAAAUCAGGAACAAACACUAGGAAGACUGGCUGAAAUCCUUCCCUAAAAGCGUUGGACUGUCUUUUAAAGGGGGAAUCUAGCAAUGGGAUUUGAAGUUCCAGAGCCAUACUCCUUCCAUAGUGCCAAAGAUUGAGCUGCUGCUCCUCUCCCUACCUGCUUCACUAAAGUGGCAUAUGAUUGGCAUUGGCCUGAUUCAAGAAACUUCUUUCACUAAGAAUCCUGUGGACUCAUUUCCAAAGCCAUAGCAAAGACUUGAGGCACUCACCUAAAUGCCCACAGUAUGAGCAGUUUUCUUUUCUCAAUUCUAUUCUUGUGACUGCAGAAACUUGGCUUUGAACUAAGAGUAUCCAAGCCAACAGUCUUCUGCUAUAACAGUUGUUUUCAGAAAGCUCUAAAUGUGUCAAGGAAAUACUUGUGCAAGCUUAGCUUUUUAUUUGCUCAUUUACUGGUCAUUAAAACACCUGGCUUUCAAGCAUAGGGAAACCACCUUGAGUAGUAAUUGCAAAUAUGUGAAAUGUUCAUUUCUUUUAUAGGAUAAGUAUUUAGAGAAACUAUCUUAACUGUAUUCAUGACUGAUUUUGAAUCACUUUAUUAAUAAUAAAUAGUGCCACUCUUUUUUGAUUACCCAAUAGGAUUUGGAGGAAGCAAACCUAGGUAUCAGCAGACUAUUCAUUUGACUGUUAUGGGGCAGAGGAGAAAAUUCUUCAGUAUGGCUUCAGAAAUUGAGUCAUUUUGUUCCCUUUGCUCUUUUUUCAACCUCAAGACCCAGUCAGGGUAGCAAAGCAGACACAAUCUUUAAGUCUUUUUCCUGCUCCUUCCUGCAGAGGGUAGAAGCAUUGUUUACAAUUUUCACCGUAAUACUCCAUUGUUGAAUUGAGUCCACAGUAGUGGAAUAGGUUCCUUACGACCCAAGAUAUUGACACCCCAGUCUUUAAAGGUCAGCCUACCCAGGAAUUCCUCUACAUUUACACACAUCCUCUGGCCAAAGUAGUUGAUCUUUUUUUUUUUUCCAUAUAGAAAAAAUAUGGGCAGAAAACAAGGUUUUAGAAGAGCUUUUUGUGGUUGGAGCUCUAUAAGAAUCUUUUAAAAGGGAUAACGGAGUUAGUGGCUACUAAUAACAGCCGCUACUUCAGCCCUUAAAACAUACAAUCACCAUUAUGUGGGAAAAUGGUUAUUAGGCCAGAUUUAAACUCAUCUCCGUCUAGAGCAUUUCAUGUCCGUGUGUUGCUUAUGUUGUUUGUCUGCAAAGUGUCUUGUCUCUUCUAAUCACUGCAAAUAAAGCAAUACUGAAAACUUGAUAAGAGAAUGCACCUUAGGGGAAGGGGCUUUUAUGUUUCAAGAAGGAAGAGAAAGGAAAGACCUCUUCCUGCCUUUUGAGUAAGAUUCAGCUUUUAAGUCUCAGCUAUGAUUUACCAGGGCAGAUUAUGACAAUAUCCAUUCUCCAGAUGCUGGCCCUCUGCCUUCUAAAGCUAUCUUAAAAGCUGAGGUUUGAAUUGCAGCAUCUGCUUGACAGAUGCCAGGUUCCUCUUGGCAGGGGAAAGAUCAUUACUGUGUAUCUUCCCUUGCCUCAGAUGGCUGUGGCCCCGACUAUCCCGCCAAUCCUCACGCCCCCUACAUGUGUUAAAAAUCCAUUAUUGUGGAUAUUAAAGUAGCGAUUACACUGUAAGCAUAUUUACGUGCCCUUUUUGUCUGGUUUAUUUUUCUUUUCAUCAUGUAUAAUCUGAAUCCAGCAUUAGUUUCUUACAUCUUCCACAAGUGUCUCCAACAGAAUUUUUAUGUUCCAGCUUGUGUUAAAUAGAAGUGAAAUAUUAAGGAAAAUAGAUUUAAGGGAAACUUGUGCAACUUUUUUUUAAGCAUUGUUCUCGACCAUUUAAUUUAUUGAAAGGAGCUGCUGCUGUGGUUCUCGAUUUAGCAGCGGCCAUUCUUUUGUUUACAUAGAAUUACAGUUUUAUUUGUUGUUUUGCUCUGUACUGGAAACAUAAAUAAAGUUUUCUACAUUAUUUUCA